This is a messenger RNA of Tetrahymena thermophila SB210, 1281 nucleotides long. Its product is annotated as Serine/Threonine kinase domain protein. The transcript is spliced from 7 exons. NCBI's taxonomy places the organism in Eukaryota, Ciliophora, Oligohymenophorea, Hymenostomatida, Tetrahymenidae. Gene Ontology annotation, cellular component: nucleus; cytoplasm. Gene Ontology annotation, molecular function: ATP binding; protein serine/threonine kinase activity. Gene Ontology annotation, biological process: intracellular signal transduction; protein phosphorylation. The record is from RefSeq and is a predicted model, not a curated record.
AUGGAUAUUAAAAGAAAUAUGGAAACAACUAAAAUAGAUUAUAGCAAGUAUAUAAAUGAGAAGCCAUUCACAAAAUGGAAAUUAAAUGACAUAGAGUUUUACAUGGAAUCUAGGUACGAGCCAUAUGAUAUCACGGGAUAAGGUACCUUUGGUGUAGUUGUUGCAUGUUAGGAUAAAGAAAAAGAGUUUUUUGAUGAGGAUAGUGAUUUUGUAGCAAUUAAAAAAAUAGAAAGAGCAUUUGAGCACACAUAAUACGCAAUUAGAACAAUUAGAGAGAUUAAAUUACAAAGAAUGUUAGCUCACGAAAAUAUUAUUCCUAUUUAUAAGCUAUUGCUACCAAAAUCUAGAGAAUAAAUGAAUGACAUAUAUUUAGUUGAACCUCUCAUGACGAGUGAUCUAAGAGCAAUCAUCAAUUCUUAAAAUGAAAUUAAUGAAGAACAUAUUUAAUUUUUAAUGUAUCAAAUUAUAAGAGGUCUUAAAUAUAUGCAUUCUGCACAGAUAGUCCAUAGAGAUUUGAAACCUAAGAAUGUUCUUUCAAAUGAAUAAGGAGAUUUAAAAAUAUGUGACUUUGGAUUUGCUAGACAUAUUUAAAAGAAUAGAGUAAAUGAUCUAAGUGAGUAUGUAACAGCUAGAUGGUAUAGAGCUCCUGAAAUAUUGUUGUCAUAUAAAAAAUAUGACAUAGCAGUUGACAUGUGGUCUUGUGGAAUUAUAAUGGCUGAACUUUUGAAAAGAUAGCCAAUUAUUAGAGGUGCUUCAACAGAUGAUUAAAUGAGACAAAUUCUACAAUUAAUUGGAAGUCCAGAUGAAUAUCAAGUAAAGGACCCUGAAUAUAAAAAGCUGCUUUCUUAUUUCCCAUACUGUCCUGGAAAAAAUUUUAAACUUAUAUUUCCAAAUGCUUCAUCGUAGUGUUUAGAUCUACUUAAAAAGCUUUUGUAAAUUGAUCCUUCAUAAAGAAUAACUGCGGAAUAAGCGCUAGCUCAUCCGUUUUUUGAAAUGCUUCACGAUCCCUCUGAUGAACCUGAUUGUGAGCCAAUUAAUUAAGCCGAGUUUGAGUACGAAAAUUAUGACUUAAAUGAUUAAUAACUAAAAGACAUAUUAUAUGAAGAGAUAUUGCUAUACAACUCUCCUGAAUUCAGAGAAUAAUAUUAUGAGAAGCUCAAAAAGGGUUAAAGCGUUUAUUCCCACAUAAUAGGUGAUGUAGAAGACAAUGACAACGACUAUGACGAUGAUGAUGAAGAAGAUGAAGAAGAGGACGAUGAUGAAACUAAAAAGACAAAUUGA